Molecule: messenger RNA, 1224 nt
Organism: Aphanomyces invadans
Lineage: Eukaryota; Oomycota; Saprolegniomycetes; Saprolegniales; Verrucalvaceae
Exons: 5
Coding region: 15-1094 (359 amino acids)
Source: RefSeq, a predicted model, not a curated record
GAAUUUGCUCUCCCAUGAGUUCGACUCCGAUCGCUGACCUUCCCGUGGUUGACCUCGCCAAGUUCAUCGGCGUGACGGACGUGAAGGCCGCCGAUGUCGUGGCUGAGUGCAACAAGGUCGCGGAAUGCCUGCACAAGUUUGGCGUGUUGGUCGUGCGCGAUCCGCGCGCGACUGAAGCCGACAACAACCGCUUCUUGGAUUUGAUGGAACGCUACUUCGAACGCACUGACUUUGUCGAAGAUGCACGACCUGAAUACAGCUACCAAGUGGGCGUGACUCCCGAACAGCAAGAAAAGGCGCGCAACCAUUGCACACGCGCCGAAGGGUUGGCGAAAGAACACCGCCCCAUCACGCUGUGCCCUCCGGAAUUGGACAAGAAGAGUCGAUUCUUUUGGCGUGCCGGUCCUCGUCCCGAGAACUCUCAAUUCACGGAACUCAAUGCCGAACCAGUAGUCCCCAAGGCAUUUCCAGAAUGGGAAGAAGUGAUGAACAUGUGGGGCAACAAGAUGCUCGCGGCGAUCCAUGAAAUCGUUCAAAUGGCGGCACUCGGCUUGGGCCUGGAACAAGAUGCAUUUGCCCGACACAUGAACGUCGCUCCGCAUUUACUCGCUCCAACCGGCAGCAACUUUAACAAGUACCACACGCUCCACGACGUCUUGGCUGGUUACCACUAUGAUCUCAACUUGUUGACAAUUCAUGGCAAAUCUCGCUUCCCUGGCCUGUACAUCUGGCUUCGCAAUGGCGAAAAGGCGUUGGUUCGCGUUCCUGAUGGGUGCCUCCUCGUCCAAGCUGGCAAGCAGAUCGAGUACCUCACUGGCGGCUACCUGGAAGCUGGCUUCCACGAAGUUGUAGUGUCAGAAGAGACGUUAGCUGUGAUCGAAGCGAGCAAGGCCGCCAAGAAGAGUCUCUGGCGCGUAUCAUCGACGCUGUUCUCCCAUAUCAACUCGGACGACACACUGCAGCCCCUCGGCCGCUUUGCCACACCUGACCGGUUGGCCAGGUACCCUCCCAUGCUCACGGGCCACCAAGUGCGUCAAGAGCUCGCUCACAUCGAGCUCGGCACCGGAUUCACCCUACAUCGCGACAACGCAUAACUCAAAGCAAUCUUGUGAGCAUUGUCGUUGGAUUGUGAAGGUCAGUUUUGAUUGGAUACCCACAAUGGUAUUUGCAAUUUUAACCAAUCAAUCAUCAUUCCUGACGACAAUUGAAAGCUGUGCAUGCUUG